AUGACUGCAGCUGAGCAGGUUGAUUUGUUCGUCACCACACCAAGUAAUAUCCCUGCACAAAAUUUUGAAGUUUAUGGAGUGGCACUUGCCCUUGUUGCCCAAGCUUUUGUGGGUAAAAAGCCUCAUCUCAUCCCAGAUGCUGAUAACCUAUUCGGACAACUUCAGCAGAUUAAGGUAACAAAUCAAGGGAGUCUUGUUCCUGUCUUUAGUUCCGUAGAAAACCGUGAGAGUGACUUUGCUUUGGAGAGGGGUCUUUGUUCACUGCUUGUAGGUGAGCUUGAUGAGUGUCGUAAAUGGUUGGGUUUAGACAGUGAUAACUCUCCUUACAGAAAUCCACCUAUUUUUGAUUUUAUCAUGGAAAAUUCGAAGGAUGAUGAUGACAAUGAUCUUCCUGGGCUUUGUAAAUUGUUGGAGACAUGGUUGAUGGAGGUGGUGUUUCCUAGAUUUAGGGACACUGAAGAUAUAGAAUUCAAGCUUGGAGAUUAUUAUGAUGAUCCCACUGUCUUGAGAUACUUAGAAAGGCAGGAGAGAGGUGGUCAUUCACCCUUGGCUGCGGCAGCAGCCAUAGUGGGAAUUGGUGCUGAGGCUACUGCUGUUAUUGAUCAUGUGAAGGCUAGUGCAAUUCAGGCAUUGCAGAAGGUGUUUCCUCUUGGCAACAAGGACACGGGUGCAGAAUUCCAUGAAAAUGAUGGGAUCAACUAUGUUCUUCCUGCUGUAGAAAUGGAAAAGCCCGUUGAAAGUCUUGGUCUAGAAAAUCCUGAAGAAUUAUUUUCUGAUGAAGUACCUGAAGAAGAAUCAAUUACUGAAAAAAUAAAAGAGGCCAGUAUGAAAAUCAUGUGUGCUGGUGUGGCUAUUGGACUGCUGACUGUAGUUGGCUUGAAGUUUUUUCCUGCUAGGACUAGCUCCUUCAUUCGGCAGAAAGAAAUUGGUUCAGCAAAGGCAUCAGGCAUCUCCAAUGUUGAGUCAACAUUAGAUGAAAAAAUUGCUGAGGAACUACCCAGAAUGGAUGCAAAGUUUGCUGAGAAUAUAGUUCGCAAGUGGCAAAACAUUAAAUCUCAGGCUUUUGGACCUGAUCGCUGUCUGGCAAAAUUGUCAGAGGUUUUGGAUAGCCAGAUGUUGAAAAUAUGGACAGAUCGUGCUGCUGAAAUUGCACAACUUGGUUGGGCAUAUGAAUAUACGCUGCUGGACCUGACUAUUGACAGUGUGACUGUAUCUCUAGAUGGACUACAUGCUGUAGUAGAAGCAACUCUCAAAGAGUCAACUCGCUUGACUGAUGAUGUCCAUCCAGAGAACAAUGCCUCAAAUGUCAAAACUUACACGACAAGAUAUGAGUUAUCACGCUUCAAUUCAGGAUGGAAAAUAACUGAAGGAGCAAUUAUGAUGUAA
Molecule: messenger RNA, 1386 nt
Organism: Dovyalis caffra
Lineage: Eukaryota; Viridiplantae; Streptophyta; Magnoliopsida; Malpighiales; Salicaceae
Source: the annotation of a GenBank genome assembly